This is a messenger RNA of Heterobasidion irregulare TC 32-1, 1377 nucleotides long. RefSeq lists its product as uncharacterized. NCBI's taxonomy places the organism in Eukaryota, Fungi, Basidiomycota, Agaricomycetes, Russulales, Bondarzewiaceae. The transcript has 6 exons. Bases 1 to 1377 code for a protein of 458 amino acids. The record is from RefSeq and is a predicted model, not a curated record.
AUGUCCGCUCUGGCCUCGCCGCCCGUCCACCCGACCUGCGCCCACGCCUCCCCUCCGUCCCUUGCCCGCGAUCCGAUCCCUCCCCCAUCUAACAUCAUCACUCCAUCAUCUCACCAUCCCAUUGAUCCCCACGCGCGUUUCAUUAUCGCGCCAUAUAAACGCGCAGCCCUUCCCGUUCCGCCGAGCCUUCUCGCUGCCCUUCUUGUCUGCUGCUGCCCCUUCUUCUGCGGCGCUCCCCUGGCCACCAUCUCCGGCCACUUAUCUCGCCCAAUCUACAUAUCGCCUUUGCUCGCCCCGUACUUAUCAACCCCAAUCGCUGCCCGUGCUCGCCCGUGCUCGCCGCCCCCGCCGUCCGGCCCGAGCCCGCUGACGCCUCUCCGCCCGCUCGCCCCGAGCCUGAGCCCGAGCCCAAGCGUCCUGCUUCCGUCCUGCUUCCGACUUCCGAGCCCCGUCACGCGCACGCCUACGCACGUACGCGUCUCCGCCCCGCGAGCGCCCAUUAAGCUGCAUUCUCCCGAGCGUGCGCGCGCUCGCUCCGCGCCGGUCCUCGUCGCCCGCGAACGGGGGACGCAUACGCAUUCCCCACCCUCGGUCCCGCGACGCGCUCCCCUCUCCUGCCGCAGGCUCUACGCCCUCGCGCUUCCCACGCGGGCUGUAAUUACACCGCUUUGCGACACGACGGCCUCUCGGGCCUCGCCUAGCCCCGCGCGCGCGCGCACGUCAAGAAACUCUAUUGCGCGCGCGUCGCUUCCGCACCCAGAAGCAAGCUCCACCGCGCGUCGCGUGGGCCGCGUUUGGGCGCUCUGCGCCGGCCGCGCUUCGGAGUCCAUGCGCUGUGUCGAGUCGAGCAGAACUUUAAAGCCCCGGAUUCGCGAUGGACGUUUCUGGGAUCUUGGCUUGGACGACGAGCGUCGCCUGUGUGGACUAGCUGUCACCGCCGGCGCCACUGCUCGCCUGGUCGAGGGCCGGCGGCGACUUGGCGGGUGUGGAUUGGGCGAGGGGCGCUGCCGAGAUCGCCGCCAGCACCCCCCCAGGAUCGCGCGCGCGAACUCGAUGUCGGACGGUUCGGCGCGAUUGGCGUCGCCGAUUGGUGUUGCAAGUGCUCGCGCCGCCGUCUUGACGCUCAUGCGCACGACGGCGCGGCGGAGGCUCGGGCGCGUGCCCGUCACGUACAGCAGCCUCCAGGAUAAGCCUGAAUGGCAGGGGCGCAGCGCGUCUGAUCUGCCGGCGGGGUCUUUGUGGCGGCAGGCACGUCCGUUUGCCUCGCGCGCUUCGGAUCCUCGAGGAUGGGGUCUGUCAGGGUCCGUCUGGACUCUGGAGCGACGCGUCGACGCCGUAGGCUUCCGCUCGCCGUGGUGGAUCUUGUCUCGUCACUGA